CCCGGCCGCGGGGGGCGCUGCGGGCCGGUACCGGGGCGGCCUCGGCCCCGAGCGGGAGCGGCGCGAGCCCCGUCCCGGGAGCGGCGGAGUGGUGUUAACCCCACAGACAAGUUAAAUGUCUGCAGAAGACAGAGAAGCGCAGGAGGAUGAGCUGCUGGCCCUGGCCAGCAUCUAUGACGAGGACGUGUUCAAAAGAGCAGAGUCAGCCCAAGGAGGAGAAACAAGGAUUUGUCUGGAACUGCCCCAAAACUUCAAAGUUUUUGUGAGUGGCGGCUCCACAGAGAGCGUGCAGGGUGCUGGGUUCGAAUACACCGUCUGCUUCCUGCCUCCUCUCGUGCUGAAUUUUGAGCUCCCACCAGACUACCCGUCCACCUCCCCUCCGGCAUUCACCCUCAGCGGAAAAUGGCUCUCCCCAACCCAGCUGAGCGCUCUUUGCAAACACUUAGACAACGUGUGGGAAGAGAAUCGAGGUUGCGUGGUCUUAUUUGCCUGGAUGCAGUUUCUGAAGGAAGAAACACUGAGUUACCUGAAUAUUUCCUCACCAUAUGAGCUAAAAAUGUGCCAUCAAGGGAGUGGGCAGAGCAGGACACCUCUGGUCCCUCCUGAUGCUGAGAAGGAUUGCGGUGGUGCAGCCAGCUCUGCCGCAGCUGAGGAGGAAAUCAUUGAUGCCAGAGCUGUGCAAGAUGUGGAAUCAUUAUCGAGUCUGAUCAGGGAAAUCUUGGACUUUGAUCAGGCCCAGAGAAGGAAGUGCUUUAACAGUAAGAUGUACUUGUGCAAUAUCUGCUUCUCUGAGAAGCUGGGCAGCGAGUGCACGUACUUCACUGAGUGCAGCCACGUGUACUGCAAAGCGUGCCUGAAGGAGUACUUUGAGAUACAGAUCAGGGAUGGUCAGGUCCGCUGCCUCAACUGCCCCGAACCAAAGUGUUCUUCUGCUGCUACUCCUGGCCAGGUGAAAGAGUUGGUUGGGGAGGAGCUGUUUGCCCGCUACGACCGCCUGCUCCUGCAGUCCAGCCUGGACCUCAUGGCGGAUGUGGUGUACUGCCCUCGCCCGGGCUGCCAGACGCCGGUCAUGCAGGAGCCCGGCUGCACCAUGGGCAUAUGCUCCUGCUGCAACUAUGCCUUCUGCACGCUCUGCAAAAUGACUUACCACGGUGUUUCGCCCUGCAAGCUCACCGCAGUGAAAUUAAUGGAUUUGCAAAGUGAAUAUUUAGAAGCAGAUGAGACAACUAAAAGAUUUCUGGAACAACGCUAUGGGAAACGAGUGAUUGAGAGAGCGCUCGAGGAGUUGGAGAGCAAAGAAUGGCUGGAAAAGAACUCCAAGCCCUGUCCUUGCUGUGGAACUCCCAUAGAGAAACUGGAUGGUUGUAACAAAAUGAUGUGUACGGGCUGCAUGCAGUAUUUCUGCUGGCUCUGUAUGGGCGUUCUGUCACGGAUGAACCCCUACAAUCACUUCAAUGACCCAUCUUCCCGGUGCUUUAAUCGAUUGUUUCAAGCUAUUGAUGGUGAGUUCAGGGAAGAUGAAGAUGAAGACUAGCAGCUUUCUCUGGCACCAAAAAGCUGAACCACCCAGAGAUGGAGGCUUUCCAUUUCUGCGUCAAGUCUGUUUGCUUCUCACCUCUGCUGUGUGAUAGAAGAAUGGUAAUGACCUUGCCCUGCAGAACGCUCGCACUUCAGAGGCUGUGGCCAAAGCCAAAGGAAGACUGUGUUGUCCAUCUGUGGUCAGGAUUACCAUAACCAUAUUGAUUGUUAAAGACCAAUGUGACCAGUCAGAGGUUGGAAAGUUACUGGAAAAAUAGAUACUAGGAGGUGCCCCUUUUCCAGAAGCAAACAAACACAACUGGAGCCCCAAAUGAUAGAUAUAUUUGGGGGUUACCUUUGGGAGACUGCCCUUUCAAGGCUCUUGUCUCAUAUCCAUGUUAGGGCAGUGCUGUAAUGCUUUUCCUGGAGCUGUUCAGGGGCGCCUCUCAGACAGGGGAAGGUUUCUGAUGCAACACAGAAUGUUUACAGGAUGUUUCUGCUGUAUUCAGCAUCUGAGCCUUUCACUGCUGUAGCGUUUCCCAACCUGCUUCUCUGAAAAACAUCUCCUUGUUCUGUCACUGACCCUUCCUAAUGAUGGUGAAGUUGGUUACCCUUACCCCCCUUCUUGCUGGCUGUAGUGCCGGGGUCUUUGCUUUACUGAGUGCUUUAUCAGAAAAGGACCAACAGCCGCUUCCAGAACUGCGGAUCAGUUUGGUGCCUGAUCACAGCGCUGCUGUUGCCUUCCCUUGCUUCUCAUGUGACAGUGAUGGGUGCUAAAGCGGUGGGCUGAGCAUGUGGCCAGGGAGAGGAUGAGAUGUCAGUCAAAUGCUGAAACACCUGAUAAUGGAUACAUAGCUAAGAUUAACUUGGAUUCUUCAAGAUGCUGACAACUACCUGUUCUCAGAUGAUGAAGUGGUUUCUUUUUUACUAACUCUUCGUAUGAGAAAUCUGAUCAGUUCAUAAUUUUGCUUCUGGACCAGAUCCCUUAUUUCCACUGUUCUUGCACUUCACAUUCUUUCAAAACCCAAAUUGUUUCCCCUAAAAGCUCAGUUAGGAGUUUUGUGAGCAUGAAAGUCAUUACUGGAGGGAACCACUCAUUUUUCAGAUGUUUUUUCACUUGCAGAGCAGUCUAAACACUUAUUUUGAAAUUAAAGUGCAUGUGCUGUUCAGAUCCCCUUAGUGGGGCCCAGGUCGAUGGCUCAGGAGCUGGAAGACCUUUCCAGAACUCGAGGUGAACACCGCUCACUCAGUUUUGACUGAUAGUAAGUUAACUUAUCCUGAUGCCUGGCCUAAUGAAUGCUGAUUUAGUUCCUUUUGCAGAGGAUGAAAGCCACGUGCUGUUAGAAUUGGCAGUGAGUGGGAAGAGAAGAGAUGUUAGAGUGGACCUCUUGUCUUGGCUAUAGGACAGUGUGUAGGGAGAGAUUUCAUUCUGUGGUUUAAAUUUGUAUACGAAGGUUUAAAAUUUAUUUCUUGCACCUUUCACGUGCACUGAAUUCACUUUAAGACAGUAAAUACAGUUGUCU
Molecule: messenger RNA, 3041 nt
Organism: Cuculus canorus (common cuckoo)
Lineage: Eukaryota; Metazoa; Chordata; Aves; Cuculiformes; Cuculidae
Gene: RNF14
Product: ring finger protein 14
Exons: 8
Coding region: 116-1534 (472 amino acids)
Biological process (GO): protein polyubiquitination; positive regulation of proteasomal ubiquitin-dependent protein catabolic process; ubiquitin-dependent protein catabolic process
Cellular component (GO): ubiquitin ligase complex; cytoplasm
Molecular function (GO): ubiquitin protein ligase activity; zinc ion binding; ubiquitin conjugating enzyme binding
Source: RefSeq, a predicted model, not a curated record